AUGCCUGUGGUUGGCAAAGUCACCAAGAAGAAGAGCGGGUCGAGCACCGCCAAGGCGCUUGCCGAGCGCAUCAAACGGAAAGCCGAGGAACAGAAGGCCGCCUACCAAGCCGAAGAAUCGCAAAACACUCCCGAAAACCCAGUGGAAACCGUUAGUGUCGACGCCGAUGCCCCGACCAGAUUCGACCGGUUCGCCGAGCUCGAACUCGUCCCGGAAUUGCUCGAACUGAUCGAAGGGAUGAAGUUUACCACCCCGACUCCCAUCCAGGCCGAGCUGAUCCCGCAAGCGCUCGCUGGUAAGGAUAUUAUUGGCUUAGCCGUCACCGGGCUGGGGAAAACGGCGGCGUUUGCCAUCCCCAUUCUACAGGCGUUGGCGAUGGAGAAACUGCCGUUUUUCGCCUUAGUGUUAGCUCCUACUAGAGAGUUGGCCUACCAAAUAAAGGACACGUUUGACGCGUUGGGGAGGCUGAUGGGGAUGCGCUCGGUGUGUAUUGUGGGCGGGAUGAACAUGAUGGAACAAGCGUUGGAAUUGCUGAAGAAGCCUCACGUGAUUGUGGCCACCCCCGGUCGAAUUAUGGACCAUUUGGAGCUGACGAAAGGGUUCAGUUUACGUAAAUUGCGCUACCUUGUCAUGGACGAAGCUGAUCGCCUCUUGGAUAUGGAUUUCGGGCCUGCUCUCGAUAAAAUCCUCAAAGUGAUCCCCCGAGAACGCCAUACGUACUUGUUUUCCGCCACCAUGACCAACAAAAUCGAGAAAUUGCAGCGGGCGUCGUUGCGAGAUCCCGUAAGGGUGGCGGUGCUGAGCAAGUACGAGACGGCGGAAAACUUACAGCAGCUGAUGAUGCUUGUGUCUGAUGGCUACAAAAACACUUAUCUUGUCCAUUUGCUUAAUGAGCACAUUGGCAAGCUGACAAUCAUCUUUUGUCGUACCGUGGUGCACGCUCAGCGAACGGCGCUCAUGUUGACGAUCUUAGGCUUCCACGCGUGUCCCCUCCAUGGCCAGUUGACCCAGACUCAGCGUUUGGGCUCGUUAAACAAGUUUAAGGCCGGCAAAGCCAAUAUCUUAUUGGCCACCGAUGUCGCCGCCAGAGGGUUGGAUAUCCCCUCCGUCGACCUUGUCAUCAACUACGACAUCCCCACCGACUCCAAAGCGUAUAUCCAUCGAGUCGGCAGAACCGCCAGAGCCGGGCGACUGGGGAAAUCGGUUUCUUUGGUCACCCAGUAUGACCUCGAAAUGUAUCUACGCAUCGAAGCGGUCCUCCAGAAGAAACUACCUAAGGACCCGGCGCCGCCACGAGCGGUGUUGGAGCCAUUACACAUCCAUGUGGAUAAGGCGUUGGUGGAGGCAAUCAGACAGACGAAAGAGUUUACUGACCAGCGGCAGCGGGGCCGCAAACGCCGGGACGAUCGUGAUAAGGAGGAGCAGUAA
Diutina rugosa is the source of this 1428-nucleotide messenger RNA. RefSeq names its product RNA-dependent ATPase. The coding region runs from base 1 to 1428 and encodes 475 amino acids. The record is from RefSeq and is a predicted model, not a curated record. Gene Ontology annotation, molecular function: RNA helicase activity; nucleic acid binding; ATP binding. NCBI's taxonomy places the organism in Eukaryota, Fungi, Ascomycota, Pichiomycetes, Serinales, Debaryomycetaceae. The transcript has a single exon.